This is a messenger RNA of Austrofundulus limnaeus, 2509 nucleotides long. RefSeq names its product tumor necrosis factor, alpha-induced protein 8-like 1 (gene tnfaip8l1). Gene Ontology annotation, cellular component: cytoplasm. Lineage: Eukaryota; Metazoa; Chordata; Actinopteri; Cyprinodontiformes; Rivulidae. Gene Ontology annotation, biological process: regulation of apoptotic process. The record is from RefSeq and is a predicted model, not a curated record.
ACUUGAGGAUGGACUCGUUCAGCACCAAGAGCCUGGCCCUACAGGCGCAGAAGAAGCUGAUGAGCAAGAUGGCCACCAAGAGCGUGGCCAACCUCUUCAUAGACGACACCAGCAGCGAGGUGCUGGACGAGCUGUACCGCGUCACCAAGGAGUACACGCGCAACCGCAAAGAGUCGCAGAAGAUCAUCAAGAACCUGAUCAAGAUGGUGGUGAAGCUGGGGGUGCUCUACAGGAACAACCAGUUCAACAGUGAGGAGCUGAUCCUGGUGGAGAAUUUCAGGAAGAAAGUCCACACGCUGGCCAUGACGGCGGUCAGUUUCCACCAGAUCGAGUUCACCUUCGACCGCCGCGUCAUGAGCGCCAUCCUGAACGACUGUCGCGAACUCCUGCACCAGGCCAUCCGGCGCCACCUGACGGCCAAGAGCCACUCGCGGGUCAACCACGUCUUCAAUCACUUCGCCGACUGCGACUUCCUGGCGGCUCUGUACGGCCCCUCCGAGGUGUAUCGAGCCCACCUGCAGAAGAUCUGCAACGGGGUCAACAAGAUGCUCGACGACGGGAACCUCUGACCUUAUUCUUGACACUGCUUGUUGGAUUUCCCUUCCUUUUUUCUUUAAGAUGACAAUCAUAAACAUUGGUAUUUUUUCAUUAGUUUGUGGUGCCUUCCAGACGUUACCGUAAAACUGACUAAAGUUGGUCCAAAGGUGAUUUUUUUUACACCGUACAUAAAAAAACUAUCUCCUAUUAUAAAAAUGAAUGUAAACCUUUAUGCUUUUAUCAGUAUAUUCAGGAGCAUGAGCCUCGACAACUGUGCCUUUAAGAUCACGUUUUACUAGACUCUUCUGCUCUUUUACUUUGAACAUAAAUCGAGACGCGGGCUUUCGGGUUUAUCUCCGUUACGUGCCUUUAAGGGACAUGAGCCUAGAGGGGAGAAAAUUAUUUUUCAAGGAUUUAAAGACGUGAUUUAUUUUUUAUUAUUAUUCUUUUUUUGUUUGUUUGUUUUGUGUGUGUGUAAAAGUGGUGUUGCACUUAAUCCUGAACAAGCGCUGUACUGCACCUCCCUGCAGUAAUGACACCAUGUGAAGCACAGCUGCUGGGUAAUCCUGCUUAGCCUGCAUUUUACCGCUCUCACCGGCGUGCACUGAACUCUGCGCUCCGAACAGAAGCCAGGCCUUUUCUUUUCAAGGCAAAUAGGAAUUUUUAGCGCUCUGGUUACUUACUGUUUGAGACCAAAAAACAUGAAGGGAUUUGUAGUGUUGAUGGCGUUAAAUGUCUCCGCGUGCUAACGGGGCCGGGCGAAGCAGCACCGUAGCAACAGGUGCACCGUGCAAACCUUUCUGGAGCCACAGGAAAUGAAAGAAGCAGAGGAGGAAGGAAAAAAAGUGAAACCACUCAUCAUAAACGAUGUUUGAAACCAGGUUUCGUCUCCGCUUCAUCCCAAAAAAAGGGCGCUAAAACUCCGGCUCGGAUUCUGUCAGAUCCGAUCUGAAACGGCUCCCCCAAAUCAAGAGUGGGAUGAAAGCGUAGCUCGUCGGGGCGGAGGGGCCCCGGCCACGUGCACAAAUUAAAGCGGAGACAAACACAGCACCUGAUUGUGCUCUCCCACUGCAAUUACAGCUCCCCUCUCUCCGAGGCGAUGUAAUGGCCCCUGAGCUCGCCUCUUGUCGAGCAGCCACUCCAUUUCUCCACGCCGCAGCCCGGCGUGAUGCAGAUCACCGUCUUUUGUUUGCUGCAGGUGGCUUUAAUGGAGCGAAAGAUGUCGUGUUUCUUUUAUUUUAAGGAGCGUGUGAAUAGCUAUCCCUCUGUAACCUCACGUAAUGACUGUCUUUUCCCUUUCUGUCCAUGUGUUUUUGUAUCACCGACUUCGUCUAGGAGAUUAUUUGGUGCCGCGGCCUCAUUUUGUAUUCUGAGGGUGUGUGUGUGUGUGUGUGUGUGUGUACCUGUGAGAGAAUUGGAAAUUGAGCCGUGUAAUAAGUGCUGCGCUUUCCCAGAUAGGAUUGCUGAAACUAACUUCUUCCACAGCAGCUCAGCCAAAGAAAACAGGACUGAUGUUACUCGAAAACGCAGCCUUUUCUCAAAGUGAUAAACAUUAUGCACAUGCUAAGUAUAACCUUGCUACUGAUAAUAAAGACCUAGUUUCGCUCUGUUUUUAUUCACUUUUAAAAAUGUUUAGAUGACUUUUAUCAUUCCGCAGAGCUGUUUGACUGCAGCGCCUUCGAAAGGCUUUGAAGAAAAUCCUUUCCCUCAAAAGAGUCGUCUCAUAAUUGCUCUUUCUGUGCUAUUUUUCUCCACUCUGUUCACAUCUCAGGGUUAGUUUAAAUCUACAAGUUUAAAAAAUAUGUCUACAAGCACCACGAGCCACUGCUGCAGCAAACUCACACCAGUAAAGUCUAUCCGUGUUGCAUUUAUGUACAUAAACUGUUUUAUCGUGUGUUAUGUUCCUUUAUGACAAAUAUAUGACCUUUUUUUUAAACAAAUAAACCUUGCCUGGUUUUUCUAUUUUUAAAAA